This is a messenger RNA of Brassica oleracea var. oleracea, 1351 nucleotides long. RefSeq lists its product as uncharacterized. Gene Ontology annotation, molecular function: S-adenosylmethionine-dependent methyltransferase activity. The transcript is spliced from 2 exons. Bases 215 to 1084 code for a protein of 289 amino acids. NCBI's taxonomy places the organism in Eukaryota, Viridiplantae, Streptophyta, Magnoliopsida, Brassicales, Brassicaceae. The record is from RefSeq and is a predicted model, not a curated record.
CUCUCCCACCAUGUUAUUGUGACGAUACUCUUCCAACUUACCCUACAUCAUAUCUUCAUCGUCCUUGAUCUAAUUUAUCCAUCUCAUUUACCACAGGAAUUUCAAUAUUCCUUUUAUUUUAAUUCGAAAGUUUAAGAUUCAAACUCCUGAGAUCUGUUUGUUUCCUUAAAGAGAAAACAUCUUGUUUUCAUCGGUUUCUGAUCAUCGGAAUCAAAUGGGUAAAACCGCCGGGAACAGAGAUUGGACUCAGAUCUACGCUAUCUACGGCAUUCAACAAUGGCAGACACUCGUCUUCCUUCUCUUCCACGCCUUCUUCUUCUCCAUCCUCUCUCUUCUCUUCCUCGUCUACUUCGACCAGAUUUGCUUCUUCCUUGACUCCUUCUUCCUCUCCGGCGCCUCCAGACUAACAGCAGGUUUCACCGGCGCAGUAACCGCUCUCUCCGCGGUCUGUCUCCUCUUCGCCGCAGCUAACUUCGUCUACUCCGAUGUUCCUCUCCAGUACGAGAUGGCUCAGCGCAUGGUCAGCUCCGUCAGCGACUGGUCCUGCGUCAAAACGGCGUUAGAUCUCGGCUGCGGACGCGGCAUCUUACUCAAUGCCGUCGCGACGCAGCUCAAGAAAACCGGUAGCUCGGGUCGGGUCGUCGGGUUAGACCGCUCCAAACGCACCACUCUCUCCACUCUCCGCACCGCUAAACUCGAAGGUGUGCAAGAGUAUGUGACGUGCAGGGAAGGAGAUGUAAGGACGUUGCCGUUUGGGGAUAACUACUUCGACGUGGUGGUCUCGUCGGUGUUCGUGCACACGGUGGGGAAAGAGCACGGUCAGAAGUCUGUUGAGGCGGCGGCGGAGAGGAUGAGGGUUCUAGGGGAGAUAGUGAGAGUCGUGAAGCCAGGAGGUUUGUGCGUGGUUUGGGAUCUCUUACACGUGCCGGAGUACGUGCGGCGUCUCCAGGAGCUGAAGAUGGAUGAUAUCCGAGUCUCCGAGCGAGUUACGGCGUUUAUGGCCGGGAGCCACAUCGUUACGUUCAGGAAACCGAGUGAACUCGUCGCUGGGCCCCGAGAAGUCCGCCUCGAUUGGAGAUGCUGACGUGGAUAUUUUAAAACGGCUGUGUGUCGAUUCGUUUAUAUAGAAGACGGCACGUAGUUCAAGUCCGGAAGUUCGAAACAGAUAAUUGUGUUAUAUUAAUUACAGUCUAAACUAGCAAAAAAAAAAUUAAAUAUGUAUGUAGAAGUGUCUGGGGAGGCGAAGCGGAACCAGAUGCUUCUUGAAGAGGCAGAAACGCUAACACGAUGUUUGCGUUUUGAUCUUGUAUUUGUAUUUAUAUAAAUAAUCCUAGUAAAGUAGUACUGCCUA